UUCAAAUGAAUACCUGUGUAUAUAAUUAUUAUCAAAGAUGCUAUUUCUUCAAACUAAUCUGAAAGUAUAAAGAGAUCUUGAUGCAUUUGUCAUUUAAUGAGUCAAUACGGGUCAGUGAUAGCAGAGAGUUGAGUGUCUGGAAAAUAACUGAAAAUCAAUAAUGGAGGCUUCUUUGGCAAUUAUUGCAAUGUUGAUGAUAUUACCUGCACACAGUCAAGUAAUUCAUGGUGGUUUGACUCCAUGGACAAAUUCCGGUAGUUGUUCACAAACGUGUGGUGGUGGUCAACAAACACAAUUGAGAACAUGCACCAAUCCACCACCUAGUGGUGGUGGUGACCCGUGUGAUCCGGAAGAAUCCAGAAUGCGAACAGUAUCUUGCAAUGCUCAACAAUGCCCCGCAGCAUGCAGUUACACCAAGCCGUGCAGUUGCAGCAAUGUCACCCAAUACACGACUGGAACUGAGCCUGAUCUCACUCUCGUACACUUUGCUGGAAUCAAACCAACUGAUUUAGAUACUGCAAGAUCUUACUUGACUAUUUGGAGACAAGACCUGUUCGAUGCAUUUUGCAAAGCUGCAAAAUGCAACUUGAGCACGCUGGAUGGCGGAGCAGCAAACAUGACGACAUACCUAACUUUUCUCGUAAACGUGGACAGUGCAUACAAAGCAGGAAGUGCUACAAUGAGAGAUGUGAUCGACUGCAAUGAAAACACUGCCAUAGAAGGUAACUUAUGGAAAGUGUAUGACCAUUUGUGUGAUCGUAGCGUUGCUAUCAAUGAAAUCAAAAGAGAUUUAAUGCAAAAGAAGACUUUGUUGGAAAAUGAAAGAAAAAGGUGUACUGAUAGAGGGUGGUUCCGUGGCUUCGUCGAAACUUUUUACAAGAAAUGGUAAACCGAGAUGGACAUUUUAAUUAUUACAUGUACAUUAAUUAUACAGACUCGUCACAAUAAUUAUGCAGAUUUGACAGAAUCCCUGCAAUGCACUCCUCACAAUUUUAUCUUUGUAAAAUAUGGACAAAGAAACCAAUUGAAUACAAUAUGCACAUAAUCAAUUAUCAGUCAUUACAAACAUGGAGGGAAAAAUAAAUCUUUAUUUUUACCUCAAUGUUACAAAUUAAUUCUUAAAUUCAAUCGCACGUUGUAUCAUAUAUAUUUUUUAAAAGAAAUAAUACAGAAUCUCGUUACAAUUUAUAACUUUGAAGCACAACAAAUGCCGCAUAUUUUCUGGUGCACAUUUUUAGGAAAUAUAUUUUUUUCAAUGUUA
Messenger RNA from Hydractinia symbiolongicarpus, 1261 nucleotides. RefSeq names its product A disintegrin and metalloproteinase with thrombospondin motifs 6-like. The coding region runs from base 161 to 889 and encodes 242 amino acids. Lineage: Eukaryota; Metazoa; Cnidaria; Hydrozoa; Anthoathecata; Hydractiniidae. The record is from RefSeq and is a predicted model, not a curated record. The transcript is spliced from 6 exons.